AUUUCAUCUGGGACUAACUUCAUGGAUGCUGAGUUCAAUAGAACAUAUAUAAUUCUUGGUGGCUAUGUAGGAGUGGACAAAUAUGGAUAUCUUUAUUUUGUUAUCUUGUUGGCAUUAUAUCUCCUCAUCCUCUGUACUAAUUUAACCAUCAUAUGUGUCAUCUGUAUUCACAGGAACCUUCAUGAGCCUAUGUACAUUUUCAUUGCAGCUUUGUCGGUCAACUCUAUUUUAAUGAGCGCGACUAUCUACCCCAAACUUUUCAUUGAUGUCUUAUCCCGAAGACAGAUCAUUUCUCAUUCAGCUUGUAUGUUUCAAUAUUUUAUAUUUUACUCGAUAGGCAUAUCAGAUAUCCUACUGCUGUCAGCCAUGGCUUAUGACAGGUAUGUGUCUAUCUGCAAACCUCUGCAAUAUUCAAUUAUCAUGGGUAGAAUAACUGUUACUGUUCUCUUGGCCUUGGCCUGGUUUAUACCUGCAUUACAGGUUGCCGUAGCGAUUGUAGUGAAUUCUAAACAAAAACUCUGUGACUUUACAACAGAUGGAUUUUUUUGCAACAACAAAAUUUUUAGGCUCUACUGUGUACAAUCAACAUUUCUUAAGGUUUAUCCUAUGUUUAUCCUGCUAAAUGUCAUUAUUGUUCCUGCGAUUUUCAUCAUUUUUACCUACAUAAAGAUAUUUCUGAUAGCUUAUCACAGUUGUCCAGAGGUCCGAAAAAAAGCUACAGAGACAUGUUUACCUCACCUGAUUAUUUUAAUGUGCUGCUUUUUUUUGUGUAUAUUUGAUGUUAUUUCAGCUCGAAUGCAGUCAGAUCUUCCAAAUGGUGUCAAUUUAAUCAUGAGUUUACAAAUAGUUAUGUACGGUCCUCUGUUCAAUCCAAUCAUAUAUGGAGUGAAAAUGAAAGAAAUCUCCAAACACAUCAAGAGAUUAUUGUGUCAUUUUUGGACGAAAAACAAAUGA
This is a messenger RNA of Doryrhamphus excisus (bluestripe pipefish), 954 nucleotides long. RefSeq names its product olfactory receptor 10J4-like. Gene Ontology annotation, biological process: G protein-coupled receptor signaling pathway; detection of chemical stimulus involved in sensory perception of smell. Lineage: Eukaryota; Metazoa; Chordata; Actinopteri; Syngnathiformes; Syngnathidae. Gene Ontology annotation, cellular component: membrane. Gene Ontology annotation, molecular function: odorant binding; olfactory receptor activity; G protein-coupled receptor activity. The record is from RefSeq and is a predicted model, not a curated record.